GGACCACAAGAAGAGGGUUGGGCUUGAAUAUGCAAUGGCUGCUGCAAUGUGGACCGGCGGUGCACGGAGGGUCGCCCACGUCGUGCGGAACUUGCUGGAAAGCAGAGGCAAACACACCUCGUCACCAUCCCGGUACGAUGCACUGGUCAUCGGGGGAGGGCACAAUGGACUAGUGGCGGCUGCCUAUCUCCAGAGAGGAGGCCUAAAGACAGCAGUGUUGGAGCGCAGACAUGUGCUCGGAGGUGCUGCAGUGACUGAGGAGAUCUUCCCUGGUUUCCACUUCUCCAGGUGCUCCUACGUGCUCAGUCUGUUGCGGCCGCACAUUUACGCCGACUUGGAGCUGAAGAAACAUGGACUGAAGGUGCACCUGAGGGACCCCCAUGCUUUCACUCCCAUGUUGGAGGAGGGGGUGGGCGGGGGUCCGCCGAGGUCACUCACCCUGGGCUCAGAUCGCGCCGAGAACCGCAGGGAGAUCGGCAAGUUUUCCCGGAAAGAUGCUGAGGCGUUUUCAGGUUUCGUUUCGCAUCUUGAGAAGCUAGCGGCCGCCAUCCACCCCCUCCUGGAUGCCCCCCCCGUCGACAUUCCAGGCAUGACAAGCGGCUCGUGGCGGAAGAGGCUGGCGGCGGCCAAAACACUGAAGCCGGUGGUCAAAUGUGGGCUGAAACUGGGCAGAAACAUUCCAGACUUUUAUGAGAUCACAACAGCACCGAUCAUGAAGAUCCUCAAUCGGUGGUUUGAGUCGCAGCCGUUGAUUGCAACGCUGGCUACUGACGCCGUUAUUGGAGCCAUGACCAGCCCCAGCAAUCCCGGUAGCGGGUAUGUUCUCUUGCAUCAUGUGAUGGGCGAGUUAGAGAAGGAGAAGGGGGCGUGGGGGUACGUGGAAGGAGGCAUGGGAGGCGUGGCCAAGGCUUUGGCCAACUCUGCUCGGUCCUACGGCGCAGAUAUUUUCACUGAGAAGGAUGUAAAACAGGUCCUGGUUGACUCACACGGCGCUGCGAAAGGAGUGGCAUUGAAGGACGGCAGGGAAAUUCAUAGUAGGAUUGUUCUCUCGAACGCGACUCCGUAUGUCACCUUUAAAAACCUCACACCACAGAGCGCCCUUUCUCCAGCAUUCCUCAAAGCUGUCGAUCAAAUAGACCACACCUCACCUGUCACCAAGAUCAAUGUGGCAGUGAACAAGCUGCCCAACUUCCUGGCGGCCCCGACACCUGACAACAAAGCAGGACCCCACCAUCAGUGCUCCAUUCACUUGAACUGUGAACAUGUGGACCUCCUGGAGUCGGCCUACAAAGAGGCCAUGAACGGACGCCCUUCAACAAGGCCCAUGAUCGAGAUGACCAUACCGUCGCUGGACUCCACCCUGGCGCCCUCUGGCUGCCACGUGGUGUCACUGUUCACACAGUUCACCCCCUUCCACAUCGAGGGCAGAGAGUGGACUGAGCAGGACAGAGAGGCCUUCGCAGAUACUGUAUUCAACUGGGUGGAACAGUACGCCCCUGGAUUUAAGGACUCAGUGGUGGGAAGAGACGUCCUGACUCCACCUGACCUGGAAAGAAUCUUUGGGCUGACUGGAGGGAAUAUCUUUCACGGAUCAAUGUCAUUGGACCAGCUGUACCUAGCACGACCGCUGCCUUGUCUCUCAGACUACCGUACUCCAGUUAAAGGGCUGUAUCUGUGUGGCAGUGGCAGUCAUCCAGGUGGAGGUGUGAUGGGGUCCCCUGGAUGGAACGCUGCUCUUACCGCCAUGGCUGACCUGAAACGUCAAUAGCAAAUGGUUGCAUGAAUUACGUGAAACACUUAUUACUCCCAUCUGAUCCGACGGUAUUUUAAAUAAUUCUUACAUAUCUGUGAGAACUCAUGACGACAUUAAAGUUGAAUAGCCUUAAGUGUGUAUACAUGCUAACUAGUCAGAAGUCUUAUCAUUAAGUGCAAUCGUGCACGCUGUGAAAGCUAUUUUUUAAAGAUGAAUAAUAAUUAUACAGUUGUCAUGAAAUUCCAUGGAGUUUAUUUUGUGCUCCGAAUUUUAAUAAUGCAUAGAUUUAAUAGAUGGUAACCACAGCAACUUUUAGCAUUGUCAUACAUAUGUCAAUAUUAUUACUGUAUUUUUGUAGAUUUUAUUUGAUGCUGCCUUACAUUCCUAUAGUACUUGUGUUCAAAACAAAAAACAAUUCUAGGUACUCUGUAAGUUGUAUUACAUGAUAUGUUGUCUGAAAUAUUAUGUUUUCAAAUUG
Molecule: messenger RNA, 2231 nt
Organism: Nerophis ophidion (straightnose pipefish)
Lineage: Eukaryota; Metazoa; Chordata; Actinopteri; Syngnathiformes; Syngnathidae
Gene: pyroxd2
Product: pyridine nucleotide-disulphide oxidoreductase domain 2
Molecular function (GO): oxidoreductase activity
Source: RefSeq, a predicted model, not a curated record